Bactrocera oleae (olive fruit fly) is the source of this 1344-nucleotide messenger RNA. Its product is annotated as solute carrier family 25 member 35. The record is from RefSeq and is a predicted model, not a curated record. NCBI's taxonomy places the organism in Eukaryota, Metazoa, Arthropoda, Insecta, Diptera, Tephritidae.
CUCAUGUUAAGAACAUAAUGUUACUCAUACGCCAUGUUGAACAAAAUGUUAAUUUUCUUCUUACCAAUGUUAAUAUAACGAUUAAAUAUAUCUUCGGUUUAUUAAAAUUUCUCUCCCGCUUUAUUGCAUCCGUACAUUAUGACUGCCAUAGAUAAGAUUGGCGGAAAGUAAAAUUGUACAGAGCCGACGUUAACUCUGGCAAAAUAAACUAAUUUUCAACAAUUCAGUGUAUAGUUGUUGCUGAAUAAAAACGUAGCUCGUUGCGAUCCGAGUUUAAAAGUGACAAAUUAUCAAAUACAAGUUCUGCAAAUUGAUAUUCAUUAUGAGUCCGACGUAUUUUGUAGCUGGCGGUGUUGCUUCUGUAGGCGCCGUAUGCUUUACCCAUCCACUAGAGGUUGUUAAGAUACGCAUGCAACUACAGGGCGAAUUAGCGGCGCCCGGUACCUAUGCCGUCCCCUACAAGAACACUAUGCAUGCGCUCGUGACGAUUUUUAAAAACGAAGGUUGGACUGGGUUGCAAAAAGGACUCGUGCCAGCAACGUAUUUUCAGUUUAUUUUGAAUUCAAUACGGCUGGGCUUUUACCACACAGCUGUUCGAAAUCAGUGGACUAGCAAUGAAAGCGGUGGAGAAUCCUUUGGCAAGAACCUGUUAUUAGCCAUAUCGGCUGGAGCUGUGGGAGCCUACCUUUCAAGUCCAUUUUUCAUGAUAAAGACACAAAUGCAGUCGGAAGCUCCUUCAAAACUGGCCGUUGGCUAUCAACAUCACCACACUGGUAUGUUCAAUGCCAUGCGAAAGAUUUAUGUGAAGAAUGGGAUUGCCGGAUUAUGGCGUGGUUCCUUCGCCUCCAUACCGCGUGUUACAGUUGGUUCGGGCGCACAAAUUGCGACCUUUGCCGAGAUGAAGGCAUUGCUGCGUGAGCACAAUUUAGUGGUACAACCUUCAUUGAAUACAGUGUGUGGAGGUUUCUUAGCUGGCGUGGUAGUUUCAAUGACCAUUACACCGCCAGAUGUAAUUGCAACACGUCUCUAUAAUCAGGGUGUGGAUGCACAUGGUAGAGGCUUAUUCUAUAACGGGUGGUUGGAUUGUGCUUCAAAAAUUCUACGAAAGGAGGGUAUUUUGGGACUAUAUAAAGGCUUCUGGACGACUUACAUACGAUUGACCCCGCAAUCAAUAUUGGUUUUGCUGUUUUUCGAUGAACUAAUUGCUCUAAAAAAUAGGUUGUAGCAUCUAUUUUCAACUGUUGGAAAUGCUAUAUAAUUUUUUGUAACUGUGUAAAAUUAUAAAGGAAAUAUACAAUUUCAAUAAAAAGUUUACGAUUACCCAACCGAAUAAUAUCUACAAAA